CCUGGCCGGGGGCUGGGCUAGUGGUGGCGCUGCGGACGUUGCCGCCGCGCCGUGACGCAGCCAGAGAGGCUGGGCCUUCCCCUACUCCUCCGCCGGACGGUGACAGCCCCGGGGAGGUAGCGAGCGCCGCUGGGGUUGUCGGUGGCUCCGGUCGCCUCGCUCGCCGCCAGGGACCCGGGAGCAGUCGGCGUUGCUGCUGGCCAUGGUCCCCCGCCCGCCGCAGGAGGGGCAGGAGCAGAAGCGGCGGCCGCAGCCGCCAUUGCGAGCCGGGGUUGCGGGAGUAUGAAGGAUGGAAGCGGACGAGGUGACAAUUCGUGAGCAGAACUUCCACAGCCAAGUGCGGGAGUACACGAUCUGUUUUCUCCUAUUUGCUGUUCUCUACAUAGUUUCCUAUUUUGUAAUCACAAGAUACAAAAGGAAAGCAGAUGAGCAGGAGGAUGAAGAUGCCAUUGUCAACAGAAUUUCGCUGUUUUUGAGUACCUUCACUCUUGCAGUUUCAGCUGGUGCCGUCCUGCUUCUACCUUUUUCAAUAAUCAGCAAUGAGAUCCUGCUUUCUUUUCCACAAAACUACUAUAUUCAGUGGUUAAAUGGCUCUCUAAUUCAUGGUUUGUGGAAUCUUGCUUCCCUUUUUUCCAAUCUUUGUUUAUUUGUGUUGAUGCCCUUUGCCUUCUUCUUUCUGGAAUCAGAAGGAUUUGCUGGCUUAAAAAAGGGGAUCAGAGCACGUAUUUUGGAAACACUUGUUAUGCUUAUUCUUCUUGGCCUGCUUAUCCUUGGAAUAGUGUGGGUGGCUUCAGCUCUCAUUGACAAUGAUGCUACCAGUAUGGAGUCUUUGUACGAUCUUUGGGAAUUCUACCUCCCUUAUUUAUAUUCCUGUAUAUCACUGAUGGGAUGUUUAUUACUUCUCUUAUGCACGCCGGUGGGGCUUUCACGAAUGUUUACAGUGAUGGGUCAGUUGCUGGUGAAGCCAACAAUCCUUGAAGACCUGGAUGAACAGAUAUACAUCAUCACCUUAGAGGAAGAAGCAAUCCAGAGGAGACUAAAUGGUAUGUCUUCUACUAUGGAGUUCAAUACAGUGGAGCUGAGACAGGAACUUGAAAAUGUGAAGAGCAUGAAAACAAAAUUAGAGCGGAGAAAAAAAGCUUCUGCGUGGGAGAGGAAUUUAGUGUAUCCAGCUGUUAUGAUACUGCUGCUUAUUGAGACGUCCAUCUCAGUUCUCUUAGUUGCCUGCAACAUUCUUUGCCUGUUGAUUGAUGAGACUGCAAUGCCAAAAGGAUCAGGGGGGCCUGGAAUAGGAAGUGCCUCCCUAUCCACCUUUGGUUUUGUGGGAGCAGCACUUGAAAUCAUUUUGAUUUUCUAUCUUAUGGUAUCCUCUGUCGUCGGCUUCUAUAGUCUUCGCUUUUUUGGAAAUUUCAUUCCCAGGAAGGAUGACACAACUAUGACAAAGAUAAUUGGAAACUGUGUGUCAAUCUUAGUGCUCAGCUCUGCUUUGCCAGUGAUGUCAAGAACACUGGGAAUUACCAGAUUUGAUCUGCUUGGAGACUUCGGAAGGUUUAACUGGCUGGGAAAUUUCUACAUUGUGUUAUCUUACAAUUUGCUCUUUGCUAUCAUGACAACUCUAUGUCUGGUCAGAAAGUUCACCUCUGCUGUGCGAGAAGAGCUCUUCAAAGCAUUAGGUUUAGAUAAACUUCAUCUGUCGAACAAUGCAAGAGACUCUGAGACAACAAAGCCUUCUGCAAAUGGGCAUCAGAAAACACUGUGAGAAGCAAUCAUCUUCAAUCGAUAAAGCUGAAAACUUCAACCUCAUGACAUUCCUGUCAUCUUCAUCAAAAUAUCUUGUUAUUAAUUUCAUUUGUUAAUUUUGGGUCCAACAUUCUCUCACUUUUCACACUGUGUAUUUCUGAGAAACCAAGCUACUUCUGAUUCUACAAUUUCUGAUUUGUUUUGGUCCAUUUUGUGUACUCCGUGGUCAGUUUAUGCAGGAGGUGCCUUGAAGACUGGAAGCUGAGAAAAAUAACGAAUUCCUGGUUGGACAGAGUCUCAUGUUUCUAGAUAUGAUGCCCUACUACCAUGUUAAGUGCACACCUCCUCUGUGAUAUAAAUACAAUGCUGGUGAACAACUCUGAGACUUGGAAAGAAAGGGUACAUUUGAAGCCCAAUAUAACCCUAAUUAGGAAUGUUUAGGUGUCUUUAAUAGCAAGUCACACUUCUUUUUACUAAGAAUUCAUUAAAAAAUUGAAGUAAUUUGGAGAGAUCACUCUUUGUUUCAUACAGGAUUCACUAGGCUGUAUGUAAUGUUUGGCAUAAUGAAGCACUCUUGCAGACCCAGUAUUGUAGGCUUUUCAGUGACAGAAGGUAAUUUUCUUCACUGGUAAUCAGAAGGUGUCUCAUCAAGACUAAUGAACCACAAGAUAAAUUCGAACGUACUUCACUGUUAAAUCUGAGCCCAGUAUGCUUUGUAGAAAGCUAUGCAGGCCUCUUAUUGUUCUAAUUCAUAUAGUACUAUCACUUACAGAAAGUGUUAUGCCAUAGGGGUCAGUUGCCCUUCAAAAUACACGCACAUAAAAUUCUGUUAACUUUGUGUGUGUAUGUGUGUGCGUGCAUAUCAACACAAGUAGCACAGACUUUGUCUAGUUGUCUCCAGUUGCACAGUUUCCUUAAAGGUUUUCUGAGUUAAGUCCUGGUGAUGAUAAUGCAAUAUAUUGUUUCUCAGUCUUGCAAGCCACUAUCUUUCAGUAAUCUCUUCAGCCUUUAGUUUCUCUCAUAUGUGUGUGUAUAUAUACACACACACACGCGCACACACAGGAAUGUUUAUAACUCAGUGCAAGCUAUUAUUUUUCACCAAUCUCUUCAAGUCUUUAGUUUCUCCUAUAUAUUAUAUAGUACUGUCUAUCUGUAUAGAUAGUACUAUAUAGCAUGUGUGUAGUACAUUAUAGUACACUAUAUAUGUUGAAUACUAAGCUUACAGAAAUGAUGCAGUCAGUUGGGUCAGCAAAACCUCCAGUUCAGUCUUAUGAGUAUGAAGCUUUCUGCAAUGUAACAUGAUUUAGCUGCUCUGAGCCCUUAGACCCAGAAUGGCACUGAUGAGGAGAAAUUCAGUAUUUUCUUUAGCAUUGCUGUAGAAUCAGAAGUCCUGCAAGUAGUAUGUGACAAUCGCAGGUCGCUGUUAAAAUAUGUGCACUUUUGCCUGUUGUCUAACACUGCUGCACUAACACUUGACUUGAAAAGAGGAACUAUAAAGACAGUAAUGAGGACCAUUGCCUGUAUAUGUGUGAUCUGUAGACAGAUCAGGCAAGGUUACCAAAACAUUUUUUGGUAAGUUUAAUGUUUCUUAUUUCGUAUUUAUGUAAAACUGAAAUAUGUCCAUUUGAGAUCUGAGCCCUUACACGCUAUCAAACCAUGAUAAUGGACUAAUAUCCAGUACGAUUCUGAAACAAGUUAGUCUCUUCUGAUGUCAGGUAUUUUUCAUCUGUUCUCUUCCUGAGUAAUGUCUCAGUUCUGGACCUAUACUUAAUGAAAUCUGAGUGAGAUGGGAGUUUAGUGGAGUGCUACAAAAGCAACUCCCAAGCAACAGCCACAAAAAUAAUGGUUUCCUGAAUUGGCCUUUUUGAAUGGAAAUUGGGCAUAAUAUAAAUACUACUGCAGUAAUUUCCACGCUAUAUCUACUGUUUAUUAGGCUGGGUUUUGGAGAGAGUAAAAUUGCUAGUUUUCAUUGAGACUUACAGGCAUCUUUUUCUGUUGCUUACAUUUAGUGUUGAGUUUUUGGACAGCAGAAAUUAUUUUUCUCUCCAUUUGAGGCAAAGUUCCAACCAAGAACAGAUAACUACUCCUAAAUUACUUAAAAAUUUGGAUUCACAUUAUAAACAUUAGAUGAUUUAUUAGUAAAGGCAUUGACUCCUUGUAUCUGUUGAGAGUGUAUGGGCUUCUGCAUUAGAAGUGUAAAGAAGGAUAAUAUAAUUAUCCACUAUUUAUCUUUGGAAAUGAUAAUAUGACUAUAAUUGUACCGUAUCCCCACUGGGAGUGUGGUAAACUGUGACAUAUGAUAGGGUUAGUUAAUUUUAUAAAACAUAUUCCAGUUUCCUGUUACAUUGUGACUUUAAGGUAGCUGCCUCAGUAAGAUUUUUUUUUUAUCAGAUCCCCUGAUGAAAUUGUCUGCAUAAAGAUCAAAAAGCAAAAACUUCUACUCGAGUUCUGGAUGAUAUCUGCCUUAAUUUUGAUCUUUGUCCUUCUCUCAGUAGGAGUUCACAGCAGAAACUGAUUUAUUUUUUUUGAGGGGGUAUGUGUUCUGUCAAUCCAAGAAAAUCAAAAAGUCAAACAAUUCACCAUGCUUAUAUAUGAUUCCCCAGAAUGGAUUGUGUUUAGCAAGUGAGUGGUCUGGAGGCAAGCUCCAUUAGAUAGGUUCACAAAUAGUAAGAAUACAAGUUAUAGUAUGUAGGCAAAAAAGAAGAAGAAAGACUUGCAGUGUUUUCCCCCUUGUCUUAGUAGUGGCAGUAUCAUAGCCAAUGAAGUUAAUCUGAGGUGUGAUUAUUGCUAGUUGAAAACUUUUCUUUCCCUCCCAGAACAAACACUGCAGUAUUCUGAUUGCACUCCUUUUAUUGGGUUGUGCUUUGAAUCUUAGAGUCACAGAUAUGUAUUGAUUAAAAAGAGUACUUAAAUAAAGACACUGUUUACUGGAAAGAAGGCAAAAGUUUAGGUUAAGUGUGGUUCUCACAGUGGAUUAAUCUUCAGAGAAAAUCCAACCUUUCUGUAUCUGCUGACAGUGUCUUAACGUCUACUCUUUGUAUUGUGACACUGUCUACAUUAAAUAUCCUGAAACUGACAUUCUAUAUGCAAACUUUUUACAGAUACAGUGCUACUUUCAAACGUAAAUAUAACACCUUGGUCAUGUAUUCACAGAAGGGUAAAUUCAUUUACACAGAAGCAAUGGAGAAGUCAUUAAUGGAUAUUGACAGUGCACUUCGUGUUUUGUCUCAUGUAGUCAGGUGGUCUGUACCUCUUGGUGACAUCAACAUCUGCCUCAUUUUUUAUGAGGCUAAAGCACAGAGAUGCUCCUAUCUGAUAAACAAGAUACAUUUUUGGUCUGUUUUAUGGUAUGUGAAUUAAGUGUCUUAAGUUAGCCACCUCUUGGCUUUCUCCUGUGUUAGUAGCACAAUAUUCCAUGCACAGUGGCAGAAUUGUUGUAAUAUGGUGGGAUUUUUAAGUGUAAGCACAUCUUCAGUAUUUACCUUUUAAGGUAAAAAUUAAACUGGUGUGAUGUUACUUUAGAAGUAACAAUUUUUGGAUUCAUAGGUAACUUUGUUUACAGAUUGUGAUGGUGUUGUUUGUUGGCCCUGUUUCUCCAAUAUCUUUUACACAGUUGACUGUUUGUGUCAUAGAAAUUAAAGAAUUUAACAAGAAAUUAUUUUGUGUUUUGGUUCAGAAGUACCAUAUUAAAGCUUUAAAAAUAUCACCAA
Gopherus flavomarginatus (Mexican gopher tortoise) is the source of this 5450-nucleotide messenger RNA. It is a transcript of the gene LMBR1, whose product is annotated as limb development membrane protein 1. The record is from RefSeq and is a predicted model, not a curated record. Lineage: Eukaryota; Metazoa; Chordata; Testudines; Testudinidae. Bases 290 to 1759 code for a protein of 489 amino acids. Gene Ontology annotation, molecular function: transmembrane signaling receptor activity. The transcript is spliced from 17 exons. Gene Ontology annotation, biological process: signal transduction.